Molecule: messenger RNA, 1188 nt
Organism: Trichosporon asahii var. asahii CBS 2479
Lineage: Eukaryota; Fungi; Basidiomycota; Tremellomycetes; Trichosporonales; Trichosporonaceae
Product: 4-hydroxybenzoate 3-monooxygenase
Exons: 1
Coding region: 1-1188 (395 amino acids)
Molecular function (GO): FAD binding
Source: RefSeq, a predicted model, not a curated record
AUGGUCAAGGAGACAAGAACGACAGUUGGCAUCAUCGGCGCUGGCCCGGCUGGCCUCCUCCUCGCGCGCCUCCUCUUCAAGGCCGGCAUUGACAGCGUUGUUAUCGAGUCCAAGGAUCGCGAGUACGUCGAGCAGCGACAACGCGCGGGCAUUCUCGAGCAGGGAUCGGUCGAUGCGCUGCGCGAGUGCGGCGCCGGCGAGCGCAUGGACAAGGAGGGUAUCCCGCACGACGGCAUCGAGCUUCUCUUCGACAAGCAGCGCUACCCGAUCCACUUCCCCUCGCUCACGGGUGGACGCCAGGUCAUGAUCUACGCGCAGACCGAGGUGUGCAAGGACCUGAUUGCGCUGCAGCUCAAGGAGGGCGGACCGCUGCACUUUGAGUGCGAGGCGCUUGCCGUCGAGGACCCCAAGACGGACAACCCCAAGAUCCGCUUCCGCCACAAGGACGGCGAGGAGGAGAUCCUGUCUUGCGACUACGUCGUCGGCUGUGACGGCUUCUGGGGCGUCGCCCGCAAGGCCAUCCCGGAGAGCAUUGCAACUGUCUAUGAGAAGACCUACCCCUUCGCCUGGCUCGGUAUUCUCGCCGACGUCCCGCCCUCGAACGACGAGCUCAUCUACGCUCGCCACCCCCGCGGUUUCUCCCUCCUCUCCAUGCGCUCGCCCACCGUUUCGCGAUACUACAUCCAGGUCCCCGCCGGCGAGGACAUCAAGGAGUGGUCUGACGAGCGUAUCUGGGACGAGAUUGAGAAGCGUACCGAGACGAACGACGGAUGGAAGGUUCAGCGCGGCCCGAUCUUCCAGAAGAGCGUCCUCCCAAUGCGCUCCUACGUCCACGAGCCGAUGCAGUACGGCCGUGUCUACCUUGCCGGCGACGCUGCUCACAUUGUCCCGCCAACGGGCGCCAAGGGCCUGAACCUCGCUUUCGGCGACGUCGUCACCCUCGCCAAGGCGCUCAAGCACAAGGUCGACACGGGUUCCGACGAGCUCCUCAACAACUACUCUGACCGCUGCAUCGGACGUGUCUGGCAGGCCGAGCGCUUCUCCUACGACAUGACCAACCUCCUCCACACCGACCCCAACGCCUCGGCGUUCGAGGACCGCCUCCAGGUCGCCCGCCUCAAGCGCAUGGUCUCCAACCCCCACGCCGAGACCGACCUCGCACUCGCAUACACUGGCUUCCCGUUGUAA